UUAGUGAACAUCAAUAUUAUCAUAUUUUCUUUUCAUUGCCUUUCACACACUAGAUUUGUCUUAUCUCUGCAAUCACUCUUUUUUUUUUUUUUUUUUUAUCUCAACUGACAGUAGAUAGUGCUAAACAGAAACAUUACAGCAAUAUAGUUAAAUUUUUUUUUUGCCUUCUUUCUAUUUCACCCACACUAUGCCCCUCUGGAAGCCUUGCCUCCUAUCGCAGCUCCUUCUUUUCAACCCUAUAUUCCUCUUGUUCCUCCACACGAGGGUUCCCUCACCCUAAAAACUCCCGUUCUGAUAGCUGAUCCUCAUAGACUACCUGCUGGGGUAAGUGCCUUACACCCGCCUCAGAUCCUCUUUCACAAUUUCUUGAAGCUCUCAGCUCACGCCGAACACUCUCUGGAGUUUCCCCCCCGGUGCAGCUCCCAUCCGGCCAUGCUUCACUGGGCAUCUCAUGGUGACUGAAUCUGGGAGCUUUAGAGCAACAUUUGGCAGGGGAAGCACACUUGACUGAUGGCAUCAAAAAAGAAACUUUUUGGUUUGGUCCAUAGAAAUGAUGGCACUCUUUAUCCAGCAUACCACUGUCAACUGGCAAAAAGCCCCGUGAGAAGCCGAAGUGUGAUGAUAAACGCUUGGAUAAAAUGUGCUCCUCAUAAAACUGCAUUGGAAUGAAUAAAUCAAUGAAUCCCACAAGCAGAACAAUUCUGAAUAAAACCACACAAUUUUAAAACAUAACCAAACGAAAUACACACAGAAGGAAAAAAGCAUUAGCAAGAACCCAGUGCGAUUAUGUAAUUUAGGAAGACAAAAUUGCACAACUGCAAAAAUGCACGUCAUAAAGAAAUAAAUAAACUCUGUCACUUAAAAUUGUAAAUCAAUACUGUGUGCUGUACAUGUAGAGUUCUACAGAAAGUGAUGAAAAAAACAUAAACGUGUAAAUUACAGCAACAAUAAAUACAUGUAAAUACGUACAGGAUUGUUCUAUUUAUUGCAACAGCCCUGAACGGAAGUAUAUUUUUCAAUUUUAAUUAAGAGUUUAAUUUAAAGGGAAAUAAUGAACACCAAGCAAUUGCCUGCUAUACCUCUUGAAGCAAAUAGUAUAACAAAGAGAUCUAGUGUCCAAGCACCACCUAACAUCAACAUGAAUAGCUUAAACAGUCAUGUCAGUCAUAAUUGCCAUAAACAGUCCUGGUUUACCUGGAUGGAGGCUGCCAAGACAACUACAUGCAGUGUCAACGUAAAGGAUAUUACAAUAAAACAGAAUUUAAAAAUGCUUUUUACAUCAGCAAUGGCUAAUACACCACAUGAGGCCACCGGCUGACCUCUCUGACCUCUCUGACCGCUGUAGCUGUUUCAUUUGUGGAAGUGAAGCAUUAGUGUCAUUACAUCACUUUCCAGAACUUAUGAUCAAGAUAUGAAUCUAAAAACAAAGAACAUUCAUAAGACAGGAAUGAGCUAUAAUUCAUUCUGAUAACUAUGAUGUUUCCAUCUUAUAUUAUCAUCUCACAUUAUUGGUAUGACAUAAGGUCCAAGCGCAUGGCCAGUCAAUAGUCUGUCCAGCAGGUGGCAAUAAACAUUUAUGUACUUUGGAAAGUACAGUAGAUUCGUAAAUUUCGGCAUUAGUAAUAAGAAUACAAAAAUAAAAUGAAAUAGAUUUUUUUCAGCAAAUAGAAAAGUUACAGACGUUUCUGUCAUGCGAUACAAUACAUUUAAAUAUCACAUUAGCAGUAAAUGAUUGAAACAAUAAAAUAAAAUAUUAAUUAAAAUAUUUUUUUCUGGAAAAAAAAAAGCUGUGAAAAAUGGAAUGAAAAAGGCAACUUAAUUUAAAUAUGUGUGCGUGGUGAGCAAAAAUAAACAAACAAACAAAAACAAUGUGUCUAUGGAAGGGAUUGAAAUAUUCACAGAAGCUAUUGGAAUGUGUUGAAUUGGAGGACAUAAUACAUUAGAAAAUAGACAAUUGCGUCUCUAAACUGCGCAAAAAAAAAGAAAAAAGAAAGAAAUAAGUUUACGUGAAUGGCAUAUUGCACGCUGAGCCCCACCUCCACAUGGAUCAAAACAGCUAACAAAUUCAUUGAUCGCAAUACAUCCGUCCAAUCGCAUCGCGGCUCUCAUGUCGUGUGUAUCUAACGGCUGUUCUGAUUGGGCGGAUCAAGUGUCAAUCAAAGCGAAAGCUCCGUCCACCUUCUGGACAUCAAACCGCAGAGGAAAACUGCAACAGGGGCUAAACAUAGGGGGGGAAAGUGUUACAAAUCGUUUUUACAGUAUCAGUGAUUUAAACGCCUUUUUAAUCGUAGGUUUCAAAUAAGACCGUUUUUCCUGCUUUUCGACAACUUUUUUCCCUGUUUGGUGCGGCCGUGUGGGGAUGGAUGAGAUGCGGCCUAGCAGCGGAGCAGCAGCGCACCUCGGCCUUGCCUCGAUCUUUCCCCCGGGAUUGCAGGCCAUUUACGGGGAAUGCAGACGUCUGUAUCCCGAUCAGGCGAACCCGCUGCAAGUCACAGCCAUCGUGAAGUACUGGUUAGGGGGUCCAGAUCCUCUGGACUACAUUAGUAUGUACAGAAACAUGGGAUGUCCUGGACAAGAUGUACCAGAACACUGGCACUAUGUGAGCCUGGGUCUAAGUGACUUGUAUGGGGACAACAGAGUUCAUGAAUUCACAGGUCAAGAGGGCCCAAGUGGUUUUGGUUUUGAGCUCACAUUUCGCCUGAAGAGAGAAGCAGGAGAGACGGCACCCCCUACCUGGCCAGCUGAGCUUAUGCAAGGCUUGGCCCGAUAUGUGUUUCAAUCAGAAAACACAUUCUGUAGCGGCGAUCACAUUUCGUGGCACAGUCCUUUGGACAACAGCGAGUCUAGAAUCCAGCAUAUGCUGCUCACGGAGGACCCCCAGAUGCAGCCGGUGCAGACCCCGUUCGGUCACAUCAGCUUCCUUCAGAUUGUGGGUGUUUGCACAGAGGAGCUGCAGGCAGCGCAGCAGUGGAACGGUCAAGGCAUUCUGGACCUGCUGAGAGGAGUGCACAUUGCCGGGGGUCCAUGGUUAAUCACUGACAUGAGAAGAGGGGAAACUAUAUUUGACAUCGAUCCACACUUGCAAGAACGAGUGGAUAAGGGCAUAGAGACGGAUGGCUCUAACCUGAGUGGGGUCAGUGCCAAGUGCGCCUGGGAUGACUUGAGCCGACCUCCCGAGGAUGAGGACGACAGCAGGAGCAUUUGCAUUGGGUCGCAGCCACGCAGGCUGUCCGACAAAGACACUGAACAGAUUAGAGAAGCCCUGAGGAAAGGACUGGAGAUAAACAGCAAGUCUGUCCUGCCUCCCAUCAGCAGUCAGAGGCACAGUCACGACCGGCCACAACAAUCAGUUGGACAUUUCCAGACCCAGCAGAUAUCAAGGAGCCGCAAGGACAGUCUAGAGAGCGAGAGCUCGGCUGCUAUUGUCCCUCAUGAGUUGGUGCGAACACGACAGCUGGAAAGCGUGCAUCUGAAGUUCAACCAGGAGUCUGGGACUCUUCUCCCACUGUGCCUCAGAGGUCGUCUGCUCCAUGGCCGACAUUUCACAUAUAAAAGCAUUAAUGGAGACACGGCAAUCACCUUCGUGUCCACUGGGGUAGAAGGAGCCUUUGCCACAGAAGAGCAUCCGUAUGCUGCUCAUGGACCAUGGUUACAGAUACUACUUACUGAGGAGUUUGUAGAGCAGAUGCUAGCUGACGUUCAGGAUUUGAGCACCCGUGAAAUGUCUAAGCUGCCGAAAGAGUACAGCUGGCCCGAUAAGAAGCUAAAGAUCUCUGUCCUACCAGACACGGUGUUUGACAGCCCACUGCAAUAAGACUGGGAGCACACUGUCCCUGAUUACAAACCCACAACUACAGAAAGGAGCUCAGCUCUUUUGCCAGGCUCAUGUGCCUACAGACAGCUGAAGAAAACAAGACAUUCAGACACUUCCCCUUUUUCCCAGAGAGCAUUGUAGAAGAUUGCAUGGCAACACAAAACAUUUUUACAUGUACAAGAUUGUCCGUUAUACCACUUGUCUUUGCAUUGGUCUACCUAUUCACUCUUAAGGAAAAAAUGUUUUGUUUUUCUGGUCUCAGUUUAAAAAAACAACAAAAAAUCUUGUUGAACGUGUGCAAGCACUGGUGCCUUUAUUCACCUUAAAAUAGACUGAAGUUACAUUUUAAAAGAAAAUUUGCUCUUCUAAAUCCUGCUUGUAAUGUGAAGAAAAGCAUACAAAGCAUGCUUUUAGGCAUGUUUAUCAAAUACAAUGUGGUUUUACUAAUUUGCAUUUACAAAAUACAGCUGUGCCUAUUUAAGGUUGAUGAUAUUUGAUAAGGUCAUUUAGUUUAGUCAGUUUACCUUCACAAUACCAAAGCCUGUACAGAAUAAGUGUUUCCUAAACUCGUGUCCUAUGUAAAGUUGAGAAGCACGAACUAGUUCCCUGAUCUUUCUUUUGUUUUAUUUUUAUUUUAACUAUUUUACUUGUAUUGAACUUUAUUUCAUUUGACUUUAUGAUUGCAUUCCAAGCCUCUUUAUAGGGAAGCAAGCUAAUUGGUUCCUGGACAGCAAUCUCUUUUCUAGAUUUGUUAUUUUUGGGAUGUGUGCUCGAUAAUAUAGGUCAAAGUUUAAAAAGAAACCUCUAUUAGUGCUUUUGAAAAGAUGAAUUUAAUUAGCGUACUGCCAUUUUUUUGUAUUCUGGAGAAUCACUACACUGCCUGUGGUUUUGUUACCCUUAAGUGCAUUAAAGUUAUUUACAGAAAUCA
This is a messenger RNA of Puntigrus tetrazona (Sumatra barb), 4742 nucleotides long. It is a transcript of the gene sufu, whose product is annotated as suppressor of fused homolog (Drosophila). Lineage: Eukaryota; Metazoa; Chordata; Actinopteri; Cypriniformes; Cyprinidae. Gene Ontology annotation, molecular function: transcription factor binding. The transcript is spliced from 13 exons. Bases 2360 to 3814 code for a protein of 484 amino acids. The record is from RefSeq and is a predicted model, not a curated record. Gene Ontology annotation, cellular component: nucleus; cytoplasm.